This is a messenger RNA of Drosophila yakuba, 2970 nucleotides long. RefSeq names its product protein PTHB1 (gene BBS9). The coding region runs from base 36 to 2909 and encodes 957 amino acids. Lineage: Eukaryota; Metazoa; Arthropoda; Insecta; Diptera; Drosophilidae. The transcript has 8 exons. Gene Ontology annotation, biological process: cilium assembly. The record is from RefSeq and is a predicted model, not a curated record. Gene Ontology annotation, cellular component: membrane; BBSome.
AUUGGAGUCGAUUGGUUCCGGCAAUCAGUUGCAACAUGUCGCUGUUCAAUGUCUGCAGCUGGUGGUCUGCCCAGUGUUCCGAUCCUGGAGAGGAAUACGAUGUGGCUAGCUUGCUGUGCGCUCGCUUUGGCCUUGAGACUCAAGAAAAGGAUUACAUUAUUGUCGGUUCCCAGACGGGCCAGCUGAGUAUCUACUAUCCACACAGCAGGGGUUACGAUGCCACCGACCUUCUUUUGGAGAGUCAAAUGGAGGCUCCCAUUAUUGGUCUAUAUGCUGGCAAGUUUAGUGGAAAUGUUCGCAAUGAGAACGCCAAUCAAUUGGGCGUGCUCCUGCCGAACGCCAUUGUCAUUUACAAUGUUGUGGCCAUCGGAGGAUUGGCGGAGCAUGGGACCCAGUUGCGUCUGCAGGUGCAGACGGAGCACAAGUUCCAGCGCGUCUCGUUUGGACUGUGCCAAGGUCAUUUUGGUCAGGUGAAGGGACGGGAGUUUUUCUGCGUGGUGCAUCUGGAUGGCACGCUGACCUUCUUUGAGCAGGAUGGCAUAUCGUACGAGUGCCGAUUCCCAGGACACCGGGCUCUUCCCGCUCCGGUGGCCUAUUGCGAGAGAACCGAUAGCUUCUUUCGAUUUAGUGCCACAUGGGAUCUGCAAUGCUUUAGCUAUCAGGAUCUGUCCCACUCGCUGGUCACCACGAGCAGCUAUCAACCCACCUGGUCGCAGGGCGUCGGCGAAGGCAUUGUCGAUAUGCGGGUGGUGCAAGUAAAGGAAAACUGUUCGUACAUCAUGAUUUUGGGCGAACGAAACUUCAUUUCCUUGGAUGACAAUGGAAAGUUCAACUUCAUGCUCAAGCUGGACUACGCUCCAAAAUGUUUUACCAGUUUUGUGGUUGGCUACUACUGGGAGCCUGGGGCACGUCUAAUCAGCGCCAUCAUUUCGGACUCCUCCAAGUUGCACCUGUACGAAGAGGCCAACAUCAUUUGGGCAGCACAGUGGCCAAAUCAAUCACCCGCUCCGGUGGCCAUACAGCGCUCGAAUGUCCAAAAUCUUGCUGGUGCAAUCGUUACACUAGGCGCGAGGGGUCAGCUCGAUGUGGGCUACCUUGGCGCUGAUCCCUUUCAGUUCCAGGUGCAGCCCCUAAAUAUGGAGGAGCUGAGUUUCGCCCAGGCCCACAAGGAGCUUCAGAAGCUGGAGGACGAGAUCAAGGAAGCAGUGGACGUGCGAGAUAUGGAUGCACUUAAUCAACAGGCGGCGGAUCAAGUGCGACUAAGUUUCACCAUCGAGCAGGAGGCGAACGAUGAUCUGGACACACUCCUCUUAGACGUGCCAGCAGAUGUGGCCGUCAAGGAAUUGCCUUCGGCCAAGGGCUUACUGCGCUGCAAGAUCAAGGCUGAGCUCGCUGAGUUGCAGCUGGUAUUUCAGACCCCAGAUGGAGUCCGUUGCAGUCAGGAUACAGUGAGCUUUGUGAAUGUACCUGCAGGCACAAGCAAGGAAUUUAAGCUGGACUUUUACACUGCGGAGUUGCUUCAUAUUCAUAGCACCAAGGUGGAAGUGGUGGCAUCGUUCUUAAGUACUAGGGGCAUUCCGCGGGUCAUCCAGCAAAGCGCCAACCUUCCUCUGUCCAUGUUCUAUCGCACAUGUCAGCCGCAAAAGGCGGCUGGAAUCAAGCUCACCUACAGCAUCACCAGUCGGCAUGUGAGUCCUAAGCUGGCCACCUUUUUCGGGGAGUUCCUGGAGGAGCAGAGCGAUAGCCAUGCUCUGGGACUCCAAUUACUCUGUCCAGGACUUGAGAAGCAGAGUGAAGUAAUCACCGUAGUGGCUGCCAAAAACUCGAAUCGCUUUCGCAUACAGUCCGACUAUGUGGAGACCUUCGCGAUGAUUCUGGAGCGGAUUGUGGAGAGAACUCUUCAGCUGGACAACUCAGCGGGCCUGAUCAAAAUGGACAAGAAAAAGCCGAAGCGCGGAGUUCUCAAUCGCUGCGUCGAACGCCUUAUGGCGGUUCCUUUUUUACCCGCCCAGCCAAUCCUCCAUCGGAUUGACGUCCACCAUGAAACCCAGCAGAGUAUACGGAAGCAAACGGACCAGCUGGAGGACCUGUGGCAGCAGUUUAAGACCCUUCAGCGUCAAUUGCAGGAGCAAUCGGAGAGUGAGCCCAAGGAGGCUCUCACCAUGCAAAUCGAGUCCAACUACGACCAGCUAAUCCUGGAGGGCGAUAAACUAGUGGAGAUUCGGAGGGAUGAACGCAAACGGCGCUGCGACCUGAACUGCGCCGUAGCAUUAGCCAAAUGGAUUAUUCAUGCCUUGAACCUGGAGGAGCGCGUGGUCAAUGUGGUAAGCUCAGUGCUGAGUGUGCCCAUCGAGGACUGGACUGAACUGAGUUGGGAGGAGUCGAUGGCACCCGGCAUUGAUAUGCUGCAUCAUUUUGGGCCGCUGACCCGCUCGAAAUCCUCAUCCACACAUGGAUUACUGGAUGCCAACGCAGGAACCAAGGAUAGUUUUGAUUACAGCCGCUUUAGACGACACUUUGCCACACUUUUCGACAGGAUUGUAAGAUUAGCAGCAUCCCCAGUGGCAGUUAACAUCGAAAAAGGCAAGGAGGAAACUUCCACGGAGGAGAAGCCAUCGCCAAUACAGCAGGUGGAUGAAAUUGGAAAUAUGCAGCGUAUGCUGGGCGAGAAGGGCUUGCCACUGGUGCCACCAAAGCGAAAGAGCAACAUGAGCAGCUCCCUGGAGGCAGUGGAAGACGAUGAGGAGUACGACGAGGAGGAUCUUCGCGAGGAUGUGGGCUACCGCAAGGAGUAUGGAGCAACCGAUCAGAAGAACCCAAACAACAAGAAGCGAUCCGAGUGGGUGAACGAGGACUUUGAGCUGCCCACCACCGAGGAGCUAUUCAGCGACCUGGGCAUCUGGUGGUAGGCUUAGGGGCAUUGGUUUGGGGGAUUCUUGUCGCAAUAAACGUGCAAACUGUCAAAACCGA